CCUUGAUUAUUAACUAUUUAUUUAUAAUAAUUUUUCUGAAAGAAUAAAAAAGGAAAAGUGACGAGUUUAUAAUUUUUAUUUUGUUUUUGUGCAGAUACAUAAAUUUGAUAGCCCUGUUAAAUACACGCUGCAUUUUAUAUCCAUCAAUAGUAGAAUGACGCAUGAUGAACGAAAUAAUUAAUAUUCGAAUAAUUAUUUUCAAACAAUUCUUCUCAUUGAGAUAAUAAUUUUGUAUAGAUCAUGUCUGUGGUAAUCGAAACUACGAUAGGUGAUAUUACAGUAGAUUUGUUUAUCGAAGAACGUCCACAGACAUGUCGAAAUUUUUUAAAAUUAUGCAAAAUAAAAUAUUACAAUUGGAAUUUAUUUCAUUCGGUACAAAACAAUUUCAUCGCUCAAACUGGAGAUCCUACGGGUACUGGGAAAGGUGGAGAAAGUAUUUAUGGUAUAGUAUUGGGUGAACAAGCUCGAUAUUACGAGGCCGAACAAAUGCCAAAAAUUAAACAUACCAGAAGUGGCUUGUUAUCUAUGGUUAAUUGCGGCGACAAUAUGUUAGGAUCGCAAUUUUUUAUCACGCUCGCACCGGAUCUAUAUUCUUUAGAUGGUGAACAUUGCGUGUUUGGGGAAAUAGUAGAAGGACUUGAAAUUAUUCUAAAAUUUAAUGAAACUAUUUGCGAUGGAGAUUAUAGACCUUAUCAGGAUAUACGUAUAUCUCAUACCGUUAUUUUAGAGGAUCCAUUCGAUGAUCCGAAAGGUUUAGAAAUACCGGAUAUGAGUCCAGAACCUACUAAAGAGGCAUUGAUGAGCGAUAGAAUUGGCGCGGACGAACUCAUAGAUGAUACAGCGGGAAUGUCCGUGGAGGAAGUUAUGGAAAUGCAAAAGGAUAAAGAAGCAAAGGCACGUGCUACAAUAUUAGAAAUCGUUGGGGAUAUACCGGAUGCUGAUAUCGCACCGCCAGAAAAUGUUUUAUUCGUUUGUAAAUUAAAUCCUGUUACUAACGACGAUGAUUUAGAAAUUAUAUUUAGCCGUUUUGGCAAAAUUAUUGGAUGCGAAGUAAUAAGAGAUAGACAAACGGGUGAUUCUUUGCAAUACGCAUUCAUUGAAUUUGCCGAACGUAAAAGCUGCGAGGAAGCAUAUUUUAAGAUGGACAAUGUUUUAAUCGACGAUAGAAGAAUACACGUUGAUUUCUCUCAGUCCGUAGCAAAAAUGAGAUGGAGGGGUAAAGGGAAAGGUAUUAAAUAUUAUGACGAUAAGGAGAUAGAGGAGAACGAGGAUAAAAAAGGUUAUGAUCGUUUUCACGAGAAGAACGAUCAUCGAAAUAACAAACGUUAUCAUGAAAAAGAUGAAAGAUCCAAGAGGAAAAAUAACAAUGAUGGAAGACACGAAGAAGAUAUAUUGGAACAUAGGAAACAUCAGUAUAGAAAAAAUGAUAAUAGAAGUGAUCGAGAACGUUCUCGCGAUAUUAGAAAUUAUGUUUCAGAAAAGGAUAAAGAUAGGGAGAAUAGGAGGAGGGAUGAUACGUAUGAACAUAGGAGAGAGAAGGAGAAGAAAAAGAAAAAGGAUAAGACCGAUGUUAGUAGGAAUAAAGAUAAAAGUAGAGAGAGAAAUAGAGGUAGGAGUAGAGAAAGAAACAGGGAUAAAAGUAGAGAGAGAAAGAGUGAUAGAAGUAAAGAGAAAAGUAGAUAU
Molecule: messenger RNA, 1683 nt
Organism: Vespa mandarinia (Asian giant hornet)
Lineage: Eukaryota; Metazoa; Arthropoda; Insecta; Hymenoptera; Vespidae
Product: peptidyl-prolyl cis-trans isomerase sig-7
Biological process (GO): protein peptidyl-prolyl isomerization
Cellular component (GO): nucleus
Molecular function (GO): RNA binding; peptidyl-prolyl cis-trans isomerase activity
Source: RefSeq, a predicted model, not a curated record